AUGGUGGGCGGGAAGGGAGAAUCCAAGUCGCGGGAGGCCGAGGCCUUGGUGGUCUGCGGCGACAGGAACAUGGGAGCGGGAAUCAACCUCUGGGACUUGGACUCGGGAAAUUGCCUUCUUCACAUCCCGACUUGCGCUUCUCCUACUCAUGGUCUGCUGUGCUUGAGAGGUCAGGUUCUCGUCGCUUCUCAGGCCAACAGGCAUGGCUCCGUUGGUUGCGGGGCAAUUUUCGCCUGGCAUUUGAAAAAGCCCCAGUCGCCGAUACGGAGCUACCCAAUUGAAGCCAUAGGGCCACUUGCCAGCACCUUUAAUGGGAUGUAUCUGGUCGGCGGUGCCUUUUCAGGAAAUGCCUAUCUAUGGGAGGUGACUAGUGGAAGGUUGCUGAAAACUUGGCGAGCCCAUCAUAAAUCCUUGAAGUGCAUUGCUUUCUCUAAUGAUGAUUCCAUUCUUAUAUCUGGAUCGGAUGAUGGGAUGAUUAAUGCAUGGUCAGUAAUUGGCUUGCUAGACGUGGAAGAUGUUGCAAUCUCAUCCUCGCUGUUGCACUUUUCAAUGGAGCAUAAAUCCUCGAUAACUUCUCUGUUAUCUACAUCAGGCAUUUCCAACUCGUGCUUUAUAUCUACUUCCCUGGAUUCCACUUGCAAGGUGUGGGACCUAGUCUCCCGUAGACUGAUACAAACGCGAGUGUAUCCGACUGGUAUAACUGCAGCUACCCUGCAUCCAACCGAGCAACUUAUUUUCUGUGGGAGCACAGAUGGAAGAAUAUUUGUCAGUGGUCUUGAUCUUGGACUUGUAGAUGAACCUAUUGCUGGUGUAGAAGAUCAGCAGGGUGUGCUGAAAGGACAAAAUGGGUCCAUAACGGCAUUGACCUUUAGCAAAUACGGGUUGAUAUCUGCAUCAACAGAUAGCACUGUCUGCCUCUGGGAUAUAAUUUCUCAGGUGAUUGUUUGGAGAAUUGACCAUCAGAAAGGACCGGCUACUAAUCUUGUCGUGGUUCCACAUUGUUCAGAGCUAUUUACAUCACCAUCAAGUAGUCACGAAAAGAAUUCAAGUCAGUUUUGUUUUUCUUCGCUGGACAAGUGUACUCAGCAGGCUAGUCCAUCUGAAGGAGUGAUUGCCCUCCCUCCCUCAUGCUGCUUAUACCCAAAUGAUUUCCAAAGUUCUCUGGACCAUCAAAUAUUCGAGAUGGAGCAAGAACAAACACCAACCAUGCAAAUGAAGAUAGAGACGAUCAUGGGGCAGCGGAUGUGGGCAACGCAAAUGACGAACCACGUAAUGGAAAUGAACAAGCACUUACAAUCUAGGGUGCUAGACUUGAUGCAGGUCAGGCUACUCUUGGCUGGUAACAAUGCCACUUCAGGGAAGAACAAGAAGCUUGUGACUGAAAGUAAAGCUCCAUCCGAAGAAGAGGUCUCAUCCCAAGUCUGA
Linum trigynum is the source of this 1425-nucleotide messenger RNA. The record is from the annotation of a GenBank genome assembly. Lineage: Eukaryota; Viridiplantae; Streptophyta; Magnoliopsida; Malpighiales; Linaceae.